Molecule: messenger RNA, 1248 nt
Organism: Lagenorhynchus albirostris (white-beaked dolphin)
Lineage: Eukaryota; Metazoa; Chordata; Mammalia; Artiodactyla; Delphinidae
Product: basal body-orientation factor 1-like
Exons: 5
Coding region: 1-765 (254 amino acids)
Source: RefSeq, a predicted model, not a curated record
AUGCAGCUUACCCAGCAGAAAUUACAAAUCCAAACUCUUCAGAAGAAGGUAGUAAGCUUGGAGACUACCCUGAGUUGUAUGACCAAAGAGUUUGAGACUGAAGUUUUAAAACUGCAGCAGCAGGCAAUGGUAAAGAACCAAGCGGGUCAGAUUGAAAUUUUCAAGCUGCAGCAUCUUCUUCAGAUGAAGGACAAGGAAAUGAAUCGAGUAAAGAAGCUGGCCAAGAACAUACUAGAUGAAAGAACAGAAGUGGAAAGAUUCUUUUUAGAUGCUCUACACCAAGUAAAGCAACAGAUCCUAUUUAGCAGAAAGCGUUAUAAACAGGUAGCACAAGCUGCUUUCAAUUUUAAAAUGAGAGAGGCAUGUGCAGGAAGAACAGAAUAUCCCAAAAUCCGAACAUUUGAUGGCAGAGAGCACAGCACCAACAGUGUGAAUCAGGAUCUUAUGGAGGCCGAUAAAUGGACAGAUAUUCAAGGAAAUAUGGACAUUGGAGAUUUGACCUGGGAGCAGAAAGAGAAAGUCUUGAGGUUGCUCUUUGCAAAAAUGAAUGGCUUUGUUCCUAGGAAAUACGGCCAGAGUUCUAAACCUCCAGUUCCAGACUAUAUUGGUCCUGAUGAUGAAACAACAAAGGAGUUUGGGGAUGAAAGUAAGCUUCAAGAUCACACCUUCAUCACCCAGCAAGUGCCAAUCUUAGACUCUACUGGUGAACUGGUGAUACCCAAUAUUCAGAAAGGAUCACAAGAGUCUGAUAUAGGAAACUACUGACUUGUUCCUGAAUAUGUUCAAGAAAGUUUCUUAGAGGAAAAAUAUUUUUUUUAAAGUCACCUGUUUGCCAUAGAAAUUGGUGUCUCCCCUGAAGGAAGCUCGAGAGCCAGUGAAUGAGAACAUUGGCAAAGGCACUGGAAUGGGUACAUUCACCCCAACCUAAAGCAGAACAAAUCCAUGUCAAAUACUAAGAAAAACAAAGGAACUUUCCAUUCAGAAGCCCAAAUGCUUGGCAUCAGAGAGACCAAUUUUAACUACCCACCUUCCACCCGAUCCUGCAUCCCAUGAGCUUUUAUUCCUGAGGGAGAUCAGAGGGGCAGUGACUGAUCGCUGUUUACCUUCUCCCCUUACAUAGGAAACAGUAAAUGGCUACAAGAAUAUCCUAAGAAUUCUGUUCACAAACCUGUCCAACAUCUACCAGGUGGGAAUAUUUCCGAGCAGUGGCUCCAUUGGUGGUGAAGAUGGCAGUUCCAUUUCCAUAUG